AUGCGCGCGACGACGACCUGGACGCGUCGGUGCGCGUGGAUCGUUCGGACGCGCGCGUGUGGGCGGAACGAAGCGAUCGCGCGCGCGAUGAACGCGAAAACGGUCGCGGAAAGAUUGAAGGAGACGUCGACGGCGGUGAUCUUGGGCUCGGGCUCGGCGACGCGACGCGCCAUCUUGUCGGGGAUGAACAUCGAGUACGUCAUCGAGAAGCCGGAUAUCGACGAGAAGGCGAUACGGUUUGAUGAUCCCGAAGUUUUGGUGCGCGCGCUGGCGAGCGCGAAGGCGACGGCGGUGCGCGAAAAGCUCGCGGAGCGCGGUGAGGGAGCGCGGAGAUUGUUGAUCACGUGCGACCAAGUCGUGGUGCAUCGAGGAAUCAUCCGCGAGAAACCGACGAGCGCGAGCGAGGCGCGAGAGUUCAUACGCGGGUACGGCUUGGACCCGCCGUCCACGGUCGGGUCGACGAUGGUGACGGAUUUAUCGAGCGGAAAGUCGGCGUCGGCGGUGGACGUGAACACCGUCGUCUUCGACGAAAUUCCCGAUGACGUCGUGAACGCCAUCGUGGACGAGGGCGAGUGCAUGUUUUGCGCCGGAGGUCUCAUGGUCGAGCAUCCGCUGCUUCAGCCGUAUCUAAAGCGCAUCGAAGGGUCGAUGGACGGCGUCAUGGGUCUCGACGCGCAAACCGUAGAGCGUCUGUUGAACGAGUUCGUCUGA
Molecule: messenger RNA, 711 nt
Organism: Ostreococcus lucimarinus CCE9901
Lineage: Eukaryota; Viridiplantae; Chlorophyta; Mamiellophyceae; Mamiellales; Bathycoccaceae
Gene: Maf
Product: septum formation protein MAF-like protein
Exons: 1
Coding region: 1-711 (236 amino acids)
Molecular function (GO): nucleoside triphosphate diphosphatase activity
Source: RefSeq, a predicted model, not a curated record